AUGCUGCUUCCUUAUUUUGUGCUAUUGCGUUUUAGUCAUCACAAAAUAAACUACAGCGACCCAGUUCUGUUAUCGAAGGCAGAACAGAAUUACACGCCUGCAAUCUUGAUGAACAGAGAACUGUUUGAACAGAUUGAGGAAUCUUGUCCGGCGCGUCAUUUGUUGUGUUCCAUGAAGAAACCUAGAGGAUACGGAAUGGUAAGACUGAAUCUGGACCCGCUGUUGGGAAUCACUGGGUAG
Molecule: messenger RNA, 240 nt
Organism: Necator americanus (New World hookworm)
Lineage: Eukaryota; Metazoa; Nematoda; Chromadorea; Rhabditida; Ancylostomatidae
Exons: 4
Coding region: 1-240 (79 amino acids)
Source: RefSeq, a predicted model, not a curated record